Molecule: messenger RNA, 1629 nt
Organism: Liolophura sinensis
Lineage: Eukaryota; Metazoa; Mollusca; Polyplacophora; Chitonida; Chitonidae
Product: mitochondrial enolase superfamily member 1-like
Exons: 16
Coding region: 40-1386 (448 amino acids)
Biological process (GO): carbohydrate catabolic process; amino acid catabolic process
Molecular function (GO): magnesium ion binding; hydro-lyase activity
Source: RefSeq, a predicted model, not a curated record
GUGGACGCUUGCUCUGACAUAGUUCUAUACAGGAGAAACAUGGCCCCCACGGUCAUCACUCAGCUCAACGUUAAAGACAUCCGAUUUCCAACUUCCUUGGACGGCAGUGGUUCGGAUGCAUCGCACCGCCCCGAUUACUCAUGCGCAUAUGUGGAGUUGAAAACGGACACUGAGCUUACGGGCUACGGGUUGACCUUCACGUCUGGCAGGGGCAAUGAAAUAGUUUCGUACGCCGCUAAGGUCUUUAGGCGCUUCGUUGUUGGUCAAAAGUUGGCAGAUAUCUUUGGUGACUUUGCAAGUUUUUACCGGAAGUGCGCAAAUGAUGACCAGAUGAGAUGGAUCGGACCGGAAAAAGGCGUGAUCCACCUGGCUCUGUCCGCUGUCUUCAAUGCAUUGUGGGAUAUCAAGGCCAAAAUGGCGGGAAAGCCACUCUGGAAGCUCCUGGUCGACAUGACCCCCGAAGAAAUUGUUUCAGUGGUCGACUUUCGGUACAUAACGGAUCUGCUGACUAAGGAAGAGGCGUUAGAAAUGCUAAGGAAAAUGCAAGAUGGGAAGAAAGAAAGAGAGGCAGAAAUAGUUGCCAACGGUUACCCGGCGUACACAAUGUCCUGUGGCUGGCUGGGGUAUGAUGACGAUCAGCUCAAGAAGGCGUUCAAAUCAGGACUGGCCCAAGGAUUUACACGGUUUAAGAUGAAAGUUGGCGGAAACAUUGAAGACGACCAGAGGCGGUGCAAGAUUAUCAGAGAUAUCAUUGGAUACGACAAGCUGUUGAUGAUGGACGCUAACCAGAAGUGGGAUGUCCAGGACGCCGUGGAUUGGAUGAAACAACUGACGUCAUUCAAGCCUUUUUGGAUAGAAGAGCCGACCAAUCCAGAUGAUAUACUGGGACACAAGAAAAUAGCUAAGGAGCUCAACCCUCUGGGAAUAAACGUGGCUACUGGUGAACAAUGCCAGAACCGCAUCAUGUUCAAACAGUUCCUCGAGUUCGGGGCUCUGCAGAUUUGUCAAAUUGACUGCUGCAGACUGGGCAGUAUCAACGAGCUCAUUCCUGUUAUCCUUAUGGCGGCCAAGAUGAAAGUUCCGGUAUGUCCACACGGUGGGGGAGUAGGGCUGUCAGAAUAUGCCCGUCACACAUGUAUCUUUGAUUACGUCUGUGUGUCGGGUGACCUGGAGAACAGGAUAAUGGAGUACGCUGAUCACUUGAGUCCACAUUUUGAGAACCCCAAUGUUGUGAGGAACGGAAACUGUGUGGCGCCUGUGACCCCGGGUUACAGUCCCAUACUAACGAAGACCGCCGUAGAAAACUUCGAGUAUCCAGAAGGAAAGACGUGGGAGAAGUAUUUCGCAGACGGAACGUUCCCUCCAGUUACCACAGAGAGGUGGUGAACGCUGCAAGUGAUCACGUGAUGCUUCUCGUGAAUCACGCGUUGAAGAAACUAUAAGCUGAUUGGAUGAGGAUCUCAUCUACCAAACUGACAGUAAUUGAAACUUACCCAGUUUACAAGGUCACGUAAAUAUUCUAAUUUGCCGUGAUGGCGAUCAAAAAAGCAGCAUAGAGUAAGACAUACCCGUAUUGAAUGUACUCAGUAAUACAUGGCUGGUGCAAAUGUUUGGCAAUUUUGUCAUAGG